GCAGUCAUUACACUUCUCGUUCUCUCGUUCUAGACCCACCUAGUUGAAGGGCUGUUCCAACUCUGAAAGAAAUUGAACCACUAGGGACUCUAGGAUCUCUCGUCACUUCAGUCACUGAAACAUAAGCUACCACGAUAGGCACAUACUAGGUAGUCAUGGACUUCAACAAGAACAAAGGCGGGGUCAUUAUUCCUACUCUGGGUAGUACGAGCCUUUCUACGCCUGAGUAUGGCUCGUACACCUCCGAUGGGUUGUCCAGCCUUCCCGUAGGCUAUCCCACUCAUAUGGGCCCGGAGUUUGGCUGGACCGGGAACGACCAAGAGCUCCACUUCAUCUACAACAUCACCGGCGAGGGCUUGAUGGAAGUACGUUCCGCAAAGGACCACUUCAAAUCACUGGAACUGGAUGGUAAUCUUGUGAACCGAGAGAAUUUUCCGCUUCCCACCCUCGGACCAAUAUUAGACAAGCUUAGUCAUGAUAUUUAUAAUGGCAAGGGACUCUGUGUAAUCCGUGGGAUCAGUCCGGACGAGUACUCUGUCGAAGACUUGACGAUUGUCUGGUUGGGGAUCCAAGCGUACAUAGCCGAUCAACGAGGUUGCCAAGAUCAUCGAGGCAACAUGCUUGUACAUAUUAUCGCAGAUAACUCCUCCAAGACGAAGUUGGGUCAUCAUCGCCACUCCACCUCCGCCAUUUCUUUUCACAACGAAGAGGCAGGCGACGUGGUGGCUUGGCUGACCCGUAGCACUGCGGCAACCGGAGGCAAGUGUAUCGUUGCCUCUGCUUACACAAUCUACAACAUUCUAGCGGAUCAUCGUCCGGACAUCAUACGCACUCUUGCAAAGUCGGAUUGGCCUUUCGCCUUGCCCCAUUUCCAAUGCCGGCCAUUGCUCUUCUACCAUAACUCGAGGCUAGUCAUGAACUUUGGCCGUACACCUCUGCUAGGGAACGCCGUCCAUCCGCGUCCGGAGAAUCUCCCGAAACUCAAUGACUGCCAACGAGAGGCGCUUGAUGUGGUAGAAGCAAUUGCCCAAGCGGUUCAGCUUGAGAUCAAGACCCAGGCCGGCGAUAUGCAUUUCAUCAACAACCUUGCAAUUCUCCACAGACGAGAGGGAUUCGUCGAUGGCGAAUCUGCCCAGCAGAAGAGACAUCUGGUACGCAUGAGACUGCGCAGCUCGCAGCAUGGGUGGGACAUACCAGAGGAUCUAACGCAGGAGUGGCGCAAUGCAUUUGACACGGAGACUUGCCAGACGUGGCACCUAGAGCCGAUGCCUGGCGACGUGUUCCCCCUUCGCAAGUAUACUAACUAAUGAGAUGGCUAGAAAUUUCUAGUAAGGGGGGGGCGGGUACUAGGUACCUACUCAUGCAGCAGAUUCAGGGGAGAAAGUGACUUGGAAGAUCAUUGUUCGCUGGAGAAUUUGGGAAUUGCAGACGCUACACCAGGGGAACCAAAAAAGAAUCAGGUUGUUAAAAGUUGCUCUUAUUAUUAGUGUGUGUUUGCUUACUGGUUUGUUACUUGAUUUCUAACAAAUUCUCCUUUCUCUACGUUAGAUAGAACCCUAAUAAUCAUUUGUCAAUGGCUCAGUUUUGCGAGGAAUUGAAUGUGUC
Messenger RNA from Hypoxylon fragiforme, 1605 nucleotides. Its product is annotated as Clavaminate synthase-like protein. Bases 156 to 1307 code for a protein of 383 amino acids. The record is from RefSeq and is a predicted model, not a curated record. Gene Ontology annotation, molecular function: oxidoreductase activity. The transcript has 6 exons. NCBI's taxonomy places the organism in Eukaryota, Fungi, Ascomycota, Sordariomycetes, Xylariales, Hypoxylaceae.